AUGGCUGUGAACCACCAGAUAUGGCCAAUGGACGACCUGCUAGCCCCUUACAUCCGGCUAACAGAAGCCGAUCGAUUGCCGCACACACCCCGCGUCCGUCUCUGCAUGGAAGCGCCACCACGCCUGUCGACCACACUCCCCUAUGACAUUUCAUUUUACCUCCAGCGGGAAGACGACGACCCCAGGCACUGCAUGAUCAUCUGGAACGCCGCCCUUGAUAUCCUGAUCCCCUCCAACCUCAUCCUGCUCCACCACAUCACCAACGCCGACGGUGGCCUGGAACUGGAACGGGUGGAUGUCGAGCCCGACCCGACGGCUGAGUUUCGGACACCAGGUGCUAACGUGAAGGAGAAGUUGCCGAAGUUGGUCAUGCCGGGUGGGAGUCGGUUGGGGUUUGCAGCGGGAACGGAAGCGGUUCCUUGGCCUGGGCGGGAGGAACACGAGGCCAGGCUGGGGUUUGCGAGCGCAAAUGAUGCUGAGCUGGUGUGGCGAUGGGGAGAAGCGAAAAAGAGGCGUGCACCGGAUUUUGUGAAGGCUUCCGAGAGAGUACCGGGGGCGCCUAUUCUCGUCGUCACAUUGGACUGUCCUCGGGAAUUAACCUUGCACAAGUCUCGCCCGGGUAGUUCGACGUUUGAGGUGCGAGCCAAGGUGACUUACGACGCGCCAGCAUCAGAGAAGCCCAUCACUUUUCGAGCGUGUGAUUUAUGGCAGUCAGGGUCCAUUGGUCUGCGAAGUCGGCGCGAAGGCUAUGAAUUCUACAGAUAUCAUAAAUUGGAUGAAGGUAGCGAUGAGCAGGCAUGGCAGGUUUGCGAGAUUGACGAUGAGGAGGAAGGAUGUGGAAUAUUCGAUUUCGAUGGGCCAGAUAUCAAGGUCCACAUCCAGGAGGAGAGUGAUUUUAUCAGCUUGCGCCCGGGUGAGUUCUGGACGACGGCAUAUCAAAUCCAAACGCCCACGGACACAAGGCUCCCCAAGGAUACUAAAGUCGGAGAUCGAUUUCGGUACCGGUUCCUGGGCGCAACUGGUGUUGAUUGGUGGGACUGGGGCCAUGUCGAAGACGAGCAUGCCGAGACGGUCGUGAGCUUGCCGUCCUGGAGGGGCCGAGUAGUUCAGCCCGCGGACAAUGGAGGGCGGCCGAAGCUGGUGGUGCCUGCCUCAGACCACGUCGAAUUUCGAGUUGUCGGCUGA
This is a messenger RNA of Chaetomium globosum CBS 148.51, 1185 nucleotides long. RefSeq lists its product as uncharacterized. Bases 1 to 1185 code for a protein of 394 amino acids. The transcript is spliced from 3 exons. Lineage: Eukaryota; Fungi; Ascomycota; Sordariomycetes; Sordariales; Chaetomiaceae. The record is from RefSeq and is a predicted model, not a curated record.